AUGGCCGGAGUGUACAAAGUCCUCGAGAGUGGAGCGAAAGUGCCAUUUCUGGCAUUUGGCACAGGAACGGCACUCUACAGCCAAGAUGCUACAAAGCAAGUUCUUCAGGCCCUGCGAGCGGGCUUUCGACAUGUCGACGCGGCGCAGAUGUACGCCAACGAAGAAUCUGUUGGCAAUGCCAUUGAAGCCUUUCUCUCCACUCCCAACGAUUCUCAGUCAUCGCGCAUUCCUAGUCGAGAGGACAUUUACGUGACCACAAAGUUUCACCGCACCUCGUCUGGCUCUCGUACAGUAAAGGACGUACUCAAGGGACAGCUACGGGCGCUCAAAGUCGACCGCAUUACCAAUCCUCGACAUACACGCUCGCUAUGGGAUCCAGCUCGCUUCGUAUGGUGGUCAAACGCCUGUCUCACGCAAGCGCGAUGGACCAGUGACCCCUGUUCUCCAAGCCAUUACAAAGCGUAUGAACGAAGAGAGAAGCGCAAUCAGGCAAGCCAGCUCGGAGAGAUCAACGAAGGUCAGGUGCUACUCAAAUGGUUGGACGCCAAGAAUGCAAUAGCAGUCACAACGUCCUCAAAGUUGGAUCGUCUUCAAGGGUAUCUCGCGGUGUCAAAUAUCCCGUCGUUGAAUGAAGAGGAGGUGCACGCAAUCGAUGAGGCAGGAAUGAAGAUCCACUAUCGAACCUUUAUGAAGCACAUGGAUCAACCGAGGUAG
Molecule: messenger RNA, 714 nt
Organism: Serendipita indica DSM 11827
Lineage: Eukaryota; Fungi; Basidiomycota; Agaricomycetes; Sebacinales; Serendipitaceae
Source: the annotation of a GenBank genome assembly